Messenger RNA from Cornus florida, 2716 nucleotides. Its product is annotated as subtilisin-like protease SBT1.8. The record is from RefSeq and is a predicted model, not a curated record. Gene Ontology annotation, molecular function: serine-type endopeptidase activity. The transcript is spliced from 2 exons. Bases 171 to 2444 code for a protein of 757 amino acids. Gene Ontology annotation, biological process: proteolysis. NCBI's taxonomy places the organism in Eukaryota, Viridiplantae, Streptophyta, Magnoliopsida, Cornales, Cornaceae.
UUCCCAAUCCAUGCUCUCUGACAGUCACAGCUACUGAGACUGAGCUGUCUUUCAUCUCUCACGCCAUUUCUCUUUGUAUAACCGUAUAUGUUUAUACAGAAUAUAUAUAUAUAGACAUCUACAUAUAAAUACACACAUACUAACUUCCAUCAUUCGUAUCAAUCCAUCCAAUGGGGUCUCUGAUCUGGUUCUGGUUCGUUGCUCUUCUUCCAUGCCUUGCUAUCGCCGCCAAACAGACCUACAUAGUGCACAUGAAGCCCAACCAGAAACCCUUAUCCUACGCCACUCACCAUGACUGGUACAGCGCGCAUCUCCAAUCUCUAACCUCCACCUCCGACUCCCUCCUCUACACCUACAACACCGCCUACCACGGCUUCGCCGCCACACUCGACCCCGACCAAGCCGAGUCCCUCCGCAACUCCGACUCGGUGAUCGGUGUCUAUGAGGACCCGGUGUACACACUCCACACCACUCGCACUCCUGAAUUCCUCGGAAUCGGCACCGAGUUAGGGUUGUGGGCUGGUCACAAUCCACAAGCUCUCAACCAGGCUUCACAGGACGUCAUAAUUGGUGUCCUCGACACUGGGAUCUGGCCCGAGUCGAAGAGCUUCGACGACUCGGGCAUGGCCGGUGUCCCUGCUCGCUGGCGAGGCGAGUGCGAGUCGGGUACCGACUUCAGUCCCUCACUCUGCAACAAGAAACUGAUCGGUGCCCGAAGCUUCUCAAAGGGUUACCAAAUGGCCACUGGUAACUAUAUCGGAAAAUCGAAUGAGUCCGUAUCGGCCCGUGACCACGAUGGUCACGGGACGCAUACGUCGAGUACAGCCGCCGGGGCCCACGUGGCCAAUGCUAGCCUGCUCGGCUACGCUAGCGGAGUGGCGCGUGGGAUGGCCACCAACGCGCGUGUCGCCGCUUAUAAGGUGUGUUGGAAGACUGGCUGUUUUGGGUCCGACAUACUUGCCGGAAUGGAGCGUGCGAUAACUGACGGGGUGGAUGUGCUAUCGAUGUCGCUCGGUGGCGGUUCUGCGCCGUAUUAUCGGGACACAAUCGCCAUCGGAGCGUUCACGGCGAUGGAGAUGGGAAUUUUUGUGUCGUGCUCUGCCGGAAACAGUGGGCCCAAUAAGGCCUCUCUGGCAAAUGUGGCUCCGUGGAUCAUGACCGUCGGUGCCGGAACGUUGGAUCGGGAUUUUCCGGCUUAUGCUGUUCUGGGCAAUGGCCACCGGUUCACGGGUGUGUCGUUGUAUAGUGGGAAGGGGAUGGGAGAUAAACCGGUGGAAUUGGUUUAUAAUAAGGAUGGUAAUAGCUCGAGUAAUUUGUGUUUGCCCGGUUCGCUUGAACCGGAAAUGGUACGUGGGAAGGUGGUGCUAUGUGAUAGGGGGAUCAGUCCACGUGUGGAGAAGGGUGCGGUGGUGCGCGAUGCGGGUGGAGUGGGGAUGAUACUGGCGAACACGGCGGCGAGUGGGGAGGAGCUAGUGGCGGACAGCCACUUGAUCCCGGCGGUGGCGGUGGGGAGGAAGUUGGGUGAUGUGAUCAGGGAAUAUGUGCGGUCUGAUGGGAGUCCGAGGGCUGUGCUGAGUUUUGGUGGGACAGUGUUGGACGUGAGGCCGUCGCCGGUGGUUGCGGCGUUCAGUUCGAGAGGGCCCAAUAUGGUAACUCCACAGAUAUUGAAGCCCGAUGUGAUUGGGCCUGGGGUUAACAUAUUGGCAGCGUGGUCGGAAGCAAUUGGGCCCACUGGAAUGGAGAAGGAUAUGAGGAAGACUGCUUUCAACAUCAUGUCUGGUACCUCCAUGUCAUGCCCACAUAUUAGUGGACUAGCAGCAUUGCUCAAAGCAGCCCAUCCAGAUUGGAGCCCCAGCGCAAUCAAAUCAGCAUUGAUGACAACUGCCUAUACUCGCGAUAACACCAAUUCCCCUCUCCGUGAUGCUGCCGCAGGUGAGUUCUCUACCCCAUUGGCGCACGGUUCCGGCCAUGUAGACCCACACAAGGCCCUCUCGCCGGGCCUGGUAUAUGAUAUCUCCACAGAGGAUUACAUUGCCUUCUUAUGCUCAUUGAGGUACACCAUUGACCAUGUACAAGCCAUUGCUAAACGCCCAAACAUAACCUGUUCAAGGAAAUUCUCUGACCCGGGUCAACUCAACUACCCAUCGUUCUCGGUCCUGUUUGGGAGGUCGAGGGUGGUACGAUACACUCGAGUGUUGACAAACGUGGGAGCAGCUGGAUCAGUGUACAAUGUGGUUGUGGAUGCACCACCAAUGGUUGGGGUGGUAGUGAAGCCCACCAGGCUUGUCUUUAGAAAUGUAGGAGAGAAGCAACGAUAUACUGUGACGUUCGUGUCGAGGAAGGGUGCGAGUCCAAUGGGGAGGAGUGCAUUUGGUUCAAUUGCAUGGAACAAUGCUGAGCACCAAGUCAAGAGCCCAAUUGCUUAUGCUUGGACACAGCUGUGAGAUAGCAUGGUUUUGGUUUUCAUGUAGUUGGUGUGAUUGUGCUGGUUCAAUGAAGAGAGCUGCUAAGGGCUCCGAUCGAGCAUCUAUGAAUUUGCUAAUAGAAAGGUAAAUUCAAAAAGGGUAGGAAAGAUCCUCAAGAAAUUUGGAUUUGGCAUGCUUGUAGACUAACAUGUUAGUAGUAUAGCUUUGUUUUCUUGCAGUGGAAAUUGGUAAUGAAUAUGGCUUAAUGCAGUACCUCUAUUGUUGUUAUAAUGCAAUUCAUUUAUGGUUUA